Varroa destructor (honeybee mite) is the source of this 1656-nucleotide messenger RNA. RefSeq lists its product as uncharacterized. The record is from RefSeq and is a predicted model, not a curated record. Lineage: Eukaryota; Metazoa; Arthropoda; Arachnida; Mesostigmata; Varroidae.
ACCACAAAGCGUCCGCUCCGCUGUGCUUUUUCGUGCAUUGCCUGAAUAAGAAAAGGCUAAAUUUGAAAAUCUUGGCAUCAGCCUCCAUUAAACAAAGUUGGUUUAACAACCGACAUACCGAAAAAGUUCGUUUGUCUCUCGCAUAUUUGAACUUGCAUAUCGAUAGUGUGUCUGUUAUUAAAUAGAUAGACAGUGUUCGAGCAAAAAUUGACGAAGAUGGUGCUGCCCAUACCUGACCAGGUGGUUACACCCACAGCCGUGUCAUCCAGAUUGUUUUCGAAGGGCUGGUGGAGAAAGAUUCUGCACAGGAACAGUGUCGACCAUACGCGUGUUGUCAAUUCCAUACCCAAUUCAAUGUCCGAUCAACUGCGUAGCAAAAGUAAAAAGCCAGGACGAAUUAGUCGAGUCUCCUUAUUUCCGAUACAUUUCAUGAAAGUUACCGACAAAGGUGACUCGAACCUCGAGAAUCUACCUAAUACACCGACUCAAGACACGGUUCGUUUCUCCCGUGCAAAAAAAGAGAUCAAGUGCAGCGACUGUGGUCGGAAGUUCAACUCGGAUCUGGUCAUAUAUCAGCACUGUCGAAUCGAACACGCGGAUACCUUUGUCAUUACCCGCUGUUGCAAUAGCCAGUUCUAUACGUUUCAUGCCAUUGCAAGCCACUCAAUAUAUGGCCAUCAUGGCCAAUACGUCUGCAUUCGGUGCCAUGAAUACUUUGAGCCGAAUCUUUUCGCCGAUCAUCUGGCGAAGCAUGGCGUAAAUGGAGUUUCCAGAUGGAUCUUCUGCAAUGAGUGUGGUCAAUGCUUCACCUCCAAUUCGGACGCAGUAGGUCACUUGAAAGAAGAACAGCAUACACACCGUUACCCUUGUACAAGCAAAUCAUCUCUUGUUCCAUUGCCGCUCGUAUACGAAUGUCGCAAAGAUGGCAUCAAAUCGGGAUUGUCUUCAGGAAGAGUGCCAUCCGUUGUGCCUUGUUUUCCCGUAUCAGCAAGUACUAAAUGCUUAUUUGCUACGUUAUGGAACCUCUGAAAAACCAUCUUCGGAACCCGGCUCAAAUAUAGAAAGAUAGUCCGUGCAGGACCGAUCCCGAUGUUGACUGAUAUCGCGGCCCCCACUGGACGGCCGUACGCAUUUAUCUAUUGAUCGCCAAUUUUGUGUCGAUCUGAUUUUGUUUGAACCAUAAAUCUGUAUUAUAUAUUUAUAAUAUUUAUACACCAAUACAACGAAUAAUGAUUUGAAAGCUACUGGAUAUUCUAGUACGCAUCGUAGUGAAGCCAAUUUGGCAGUUCAACAUUCAACCUAUUAGACAAACGCCUUAUUAUCAAGUGGCGCCAUUUUUGUGAACAGCAGCUUGAAAUACAUGACAAUUUUCAUCAAACACAUACAGGAUGCGUACGUAUGGUUUUGUUCCAGCAGCGUUUUAUUCUGUCACGUGUCACGUAACAAAAAACACGAUAAUGAAUUGGCCGGCCUCCUGUGAUAACUCGUCACUAGCCAAAGGUAGACCUUUACCAUUAUAACAAUAAUGAUUUCAUAUUACCAUAUGGAUACGUUGUAAAAACAAAUGGUCGCUUAUCAAUUAUUUGAUCUUCGCCAUUUAUUACUAGAUGAUAUUUUAUCGGGCGGCGAUGUACAGGCAGCAUCAAUAAAGGCAUU